ACACGCGGCCCCUCCCGCGGGGCACCUGGCGGUAGGGGAGUCUGGGCGCUCCGGAGAGAGCGGGUUAACAAGAGCAGGUGUUAAUGAGGGUGCCUCGCGGCUACGCGCUCUCCGUGCCCCGUGUCACCGCCUUUCCGGUUUCCUCUUGCGCUGGGCUCCACCUGCCCUUUUUGUUCCAGCCGCACUGGCUUCCCGUCAUUUCUUUACCCUUGGAGCUGGCUGCAGAUUAAAUGACCCGUAUUGUCCGGUGUUGACAAAGGUGUGCGGCCUCACCGCCAGCCGCCCCCCAAGCUGCUCCGCACGUGCACUUUGCGGAGCCCAGGAGACCCGCCAAAUCCAGUUGCCGCAAGCCGCCGAGGCUGCUUAGCGCGGACGCACGCCCAGGCCCGCGUGAUCCGGGACGAACCAUCUGUGCCCGCCGAGGGGGGGAUGGCAGCUCAGCUCCGCGCGGAGUCAGGGCCCGGACGCUAGGAGUCCCGAAGCAGCGCGGCCUGGGGUCCCUUCUCGCAGGACGGCCGGGGAGGGGCGGCUUUGCCAGGGCGGGGCUGGAGCUGCGGGCGGGGUCAGCCUUCUCGCAGGUUCCACACUUCCCCACACCCCCCGACGGUGAACUCGGCUGCAAGGCCCGGGGCCCACCGUUCCGGCUCCAAGGUUUCCCACCGGGGCUGGGGCGUGGAGAUCGCGGCGGCCGGAGGUUCCGUGCGGGAGGUGGGGGACGGGGUCGGGGUGUCUGGCGCCCGUUGGGCCCACGCGGUGCGCGCUCGGGGUCGUCCCAGGAGGGACCGGUGGACGCAUCACAGACCUCGCUCGUCCCACCGCCCCCUGGCCUCCGGGACCGCACUUCCCGCGCCGGCUAGCAUGGCGGACAGGAAACUGGUGGUGGUGUUUGGAGCCACAGGUGCUCAGGGAGGCUCAGUGGCCCGGACGCUCCUGGAAGAUGGGACGUUCAGGGUUCGAGUGGUAACACGGGACCCUGGGCAGAAGGCAGCAAAGGAGCUGAGGCUGCAGGGUGCAGAGGUGGUCCGGGGAGACCAGGAUGACGAAGCCAGCAUGGAGCUGGCCCUGAGUGGGGCCCAUGCUGCCUUCAUUGUGACCAACUACUGGGAAAACUGCAGCCAGGAGCAGGAGGUCAAGCAGGGAAAGCUGCUGGCCGAUUUGGCCAAGCGCCUGGGCCUUCACUACGUGGUCUACAGCGGCCUGGAGAACAUCAAGAAGCUGACGGGUGGGAGACUGGCAGCAGGCCACUUUGAUGGCAAAGGGGAGGUAGAGGAAUAUUUCCGGGACAUCGGAGUUCCCAUGACCAGUGUGCGGCUGUCCUGCUAUUUUGAGAAUCUCCUCUCCAACUUCCUGCCCCAGAAAGCCCCCGAUGGAAAGAGCUACUUGCUGAGCUUGCCCAUGGGUGAUGUGCCCAUGGAUGGCAUAUCUGUGACCGACCUGGGUCCCGUGGUGCUCAGCCUGCUGAAGAUGCCGGAAGAAUACGUCAGCCGGAACGUUGGGCUCAGCACCUGCAAGCACACAGCAGAGGAGUACGCCGCCCUGCUCUCCAAGCACACUGGGAAGGCUGUGCGCAAUGCCAAGAUGAACUUACUGGAAAGGACUUGGGUCGGGACUGGGUUGCCCACAGCUGGGGUGACAGAGAUGCUGACAGACCCAACAGACUCCCCUCUGUUUCUAGACGACCCCGGAGGACUAUGAGAAGUAUGGCUUCCCUGGCGCCCGGGACCUGGCCAAUAUGUUCCGUUUCUAUGCCCUGAAACCUGACCGUGACAUUGAACUGACCCUGAGGCUCAACCCCAAGGCCAGGACACUGGACCAGUGGCUGGAGCAGCACAAAGGAGACUUUGCUGGGCUCUGACCCCGCCAUUUCUCAGCCCCGUCUGGGGGCACGGGGAAGUGUCACAGUGAUCCGUUCUUGUGUUACAAAAAAAUUAUUUCUUAAAUAAAGGCCAUUGUUUUCACAGA
Leptonychotes weddellii (Weddell seal) is the source of this 1962-nucleotide messenger RNA. It is a transcript of the gene NMRAL1, whose product is annotated as NmrA like redox sensor 1. Gene Ontology annotation, cellular component: nucleus. The record is from RefSeq and is a predicted model, not a curated record. Lineage: Eukaryota; Metazoa; Chordata; Mammalia; Carnivora; Phocidae.